UACUAUUUUCUGUUCGCAGGUGACACCGGCCUCUGAUUGGACAAAAUGCGGGUUCACGUCUUGUUCUUGUCCCUGGCGCAAUUGGCCCUCGCGUUUCGACACCCGUUUCCGCUUGGCGAAUUGGGCACGAACAACGGAACGAAGUCAUGCUGCUCAUGCAGCUUCAAAGACACGUCGUACAUGGCGUCCAAAUGCGGCGUGAAAACAUCAUUCACGAGCUUGUUCGAGAAACUGAUCGCGUCCACGUGCGAUCUGUCGGAUCCUUGCCGCAGACUUGGCAAAGAGGAAGUGCCGAACGAAUGGUUCGACUUUAUCGUAAUCGGUGGUGGAGUAGCCGGGCCUAUAAUUGCCCGGAGAUUGAGCGACAAUCCUUGGUGGAGGGUCCUCCUGAUCGAAGCAGGACCGGAAGAACCGUCGAUGACUUCAAUCCCCGGACUGGCUGUUCACGCGGUCAACUCGACUUUGGAUUGGAAUUUCAAAACGGAGCCAACAGAACCUCACCCAACCGCUUGUUUAGAAACCGAUGGAGUGUGCACCUGGCCGCGAGGGAGGAUGAUAUCAGGCACCGCGGGUAUGUACGGGAUGAUGUACGCUCGCGGUCACCCGGAGGUCUACAAUAGCUGGGCCCGAUCGGGCGCUACCGGUUGGUCCUACGACGAGAUCGCGCACUACUUCGAACGCGCGGAGGACCCGAUCGACCCGCGGAUACUGUCCGAGAAGGAAAGAACAGUGCCGGUGCCGGGACCAAUGAAGAUCCAGUACUACCCUGACAAGCCAGCGUUCGCGGACGAGCUUCUAAAAGCCGCCUCCGAGCUCGGCUACAGAACGUCGAAUUUGAAAGAGUACACGCAGACGGGCUUCAUGGUAGCCCCGAUGACCACCGACAACGGCGUCCGUGGCACGACCUCGCGCAACUACCUGAGGCCAGUUCACCACAGGCCGAAUCUCAGGGUGCUGAUAAACGCGCAAGUGACGCGAGUUCUGAUCAACCAGUGGCAGAGCAAGGCCUACGGCGUGGAACUGAUCGACAAGGACGGGUACAGGAGGGUGGUGAAGGCCGACAAGGAGGUCGUCCUGUCGGCAGGGGCGAUCGGCUCGCCUCACAUACUCUUGAACUCUGGGAUCGGGCCGAAGGAACACCUGACCAAAUUGGGUCUGCACGUGGUGAAGGAUCUGCCCGUGGGGAGGAACCUUCACAAUCACGUAUCCGUGGCGGUUCACUUCAGCAUCAGGGACACCGCUUACGAGCAAAUGACGAUGAACAGCGUGAACGAGUACCUCGAGACGAGAACCGGACCUCUGAGCAGCACGGGGCUGACGCAGGUGACCGCGUUCCUCGAGAGCAGCUACGCCGUUGCCGGGGUCCCCGACAUUCAGGUGUUCUUCGACGGGUUCUCGCCGAAUUGCCCGAGGACUGGUCUAGAAUUUGAGUGCCUGAACGGGGCGAUCGGUUUCUGCUCGGACAGAAGGCAGAUCGUAGUCAGGCCGACCACAGUCACCGUGGGCAGCAGGGGACACUUGAGGCUCCGAUCUGGUGACCCAACCAGCCCCCCGUUGAUCUAUCCGAAUUACUUCGUGGAUACGAAGGACUUGAAGGUGUUGGUCGAGGGUGUGAGGAAGGUGAUCGAACUGACCAGGACGAGGACCAUGAGGCAGUGGGAUUUUAGACUGGAAACCAGCGUUCAUCCUCUUUGCACCGAUUAUCACUUCGCGAGCGACGCUUACUGGGAAUGUCACGUGAGAGCAACCACCGGGCCGGAGAAUCAUCAGUCAGGGACGUGCAAAAUGGGAGCCUACGACGAUCGAACAGCUGUCGUCGAUCCGGAGUUACGGGUGCGCGGCGUGUCGAACGUUCGAGUCGCGGACGCAUCUGUAUUCCCGACUGUGCCAAACAGCAAUCCCGUGGCAGCGAUCAUGAUGGUCGCUGAGAAAGCGGCUGACAUGAUCACGAACGCUUGGUCGAAAAAAUGAAUCACGUAGCCGCGAGUUUCAGCGUGUCAGUGGCUUGCGGAAGUAUUAGAAAACUCAAAAAAAAAAAAAAAA
This is a messenger RNA of Heterotrigona itama, 2043 nucleotides long. NCBI's taxonomy places the organism in Eukaryota, Metazoa, Arthropoda, Insecta, Hymenoptera, Apidae. The record is from the annotation of a GenBank genome assembly.